Messenger RNA from Bipolaris sorokiniana ND90Pr, 1500 nucleotides. RefSeq lists its product as uncharacterized. NCBI's taxonomy places the organism in Eukaryota, Fungi, Ascomycota, Dothideomycetes, Pleosporales, Pleosporaceae. The transcript has a single exon. The record is from RefSeq and is a predicted model, not a curated record. Bases 348 to 1190 code for a protein of 280 amino acids.
GGGGCCGUGGGCGGACCUGCGAUGGCGCUCGUUCUCAUUUCCAGGCCCAUACCCGCUGCACAGCGCCCGUUCGCUACCUUAGCGCCAUGUUGUAUAAAUGUAGUCUAUCCCCUCAUUAUAUCCAGCCCUUCCUUUGAUACCCCAGGUCUGCGACUUCCAGGUUCGACGCCAGUCUUUCAGUCCAUAUACAUUGUCAGUCUUUGACACCACGUUCUCUACCGCCCUACGGCAUAACCACGCUCUCUUCGCAAACAUAACCAAAAACCCGUCGACCGUCGAACCCUUUUUGUCAAUUCCCUCAAGUUCAGACCUAUCCAGUCAAAACCAAACCACACAAAUCUACAAACAUGCGCUCCUCCAUCGCCAUUUCCAUCGCCGCCCUCGCUGGCUCUGCGCUCGCCGCUCCCUCCUACCCGGCCGCUUACCCAGCUGCUUACCCAGCCGACAAGCCCGCUCCUGCUGCCAACCCCAACGUUGAGGUUGUCGUCGAGCACGUAGUCCACACCGUCUACGUCACUGAGGGCUCCCCCGAGGCCACUCCAUGCCCUUCCUCCACUCCUGCUGCUACUCCCGCUCCAGCUGCUACUCCCGCUCCUGAGGCCUACCCAGCUGAGCAGCCCAAGCCCGCUCCCUCCUCCACCCUCUCAUCUGUUGUCUACGUCGAGGCUACCCCAAGCCCCUACCCCGAGGCACCUGUUGAGCAACCUGAGCCCGCACCGGAGCCAACCCCUACUCCCACUCCCACUCCUGCUCCUGCUCCUGAGCCAACUCCUACCCCUACCCCAUCGCCUUCUCCCGCCCCAGCUCCUGCCACUGGAGGCUACAUGGAUGUCGUCGCCGAGUGGCGCGCCAAGCUCGGCCUCAGCAAGCUCGAGUUCUCCGCUGAGCUCGAGUCCAACGCUCUUAAUGUCGUCAUUGAGGGCGCUGGUGUCAUGAAGCACAAGCUCAACUCUGGCACCUACGGCCAGGUCCUCGCCCCCGGCGAUGCCGACAAGUUCGAGUACGUCUUCGUCGGUGGAUGGCUCUGCGAGAUGGCCAACCUCCCUGGCCUCGGCAACGCAUGCCAGGAGUUCUCCAAGGGCUGGGACUACCAGGGCCAGACUGGCCACGCCGAGAUUCUCACCUCUCCCAACUACUCCAAGAUUGGUUGCAGCAACAAGGAGGGUAUCUGGUGCUGCGAUCUCGCUUAAGCAGCAUCAUGCCUUUCAUGAGACAAAAGAGAAGGGGAUUCUAAUGCUUCUUCUUGGGUGGUUCUUCGAUUCUAUUCUACUUUAGGUGACAGGGCGGCUUGGAGACCCAAACAACACGCAAUGCGUAGCUUUAUAUCAAUUGCGCUGGUUCGGAACAGUAUUUUCACUUCUCCUUUGUAUCUGUAUAUGGUACUUUGUCUGGUUUAACAUUCCCUGCUUCACACUAGGGGCGCAGUACUUGCAAGCGUUUUUAACUCUCUCUUAGUAUCUACUGCGAAUUACAGAUUUACGAAUUCACGAGCCAACCCUU